This is a messenger RNA of Hydra vulgaris (swiftwater hydra), 5661 nucleotides long. Its product is annotated as kinesin-like protein KIF13A. NCBI's taxonomy places the organism in Eukaryota, Metazoa, Cnidaria, Hydrozoa, Anthoathecata, Hydridae. Gene Ontology annotation, molecular function: microtubule binding; ATP binding; microtubule motor activity. Gene Ontology annotation, biological process: microtubule-based movement. The record is from RefSeq and is a predicted model, not a curated record.
AUACAAGGCUGGGUUUUUGAUUUUAUAUAUGUAUAUAAGAAAAUAUAUCAAGAUGGCGGACCAGACACAUCGUUGCCGUAGAAUAUUUAUUUAAAUAACAAUGUCAGUGUUGGAUUCAACUUUUUAAUUAUUACUGGUUAUGCAACUGAUGAACAAUUUGUCUAAUAAAUGUGGUUUAUAUGACUGUUUUUCAAUAUUAUCGAUUUUAAGCGAAAAACCUUUUUUGCUUAACAAAAGAGAUCUAGAUUAUUCAAUUUAUGUAGUUUUAUUAGCUAAUUAGUCAGUAAUAUAAAAUGUCUUCAAAAGUUAAAGUUGCUGUUCGUGUUCGGCCUCUUAAUCGAAGAGAAAUUGAUUGUGGGAUAGAUAUUGUAGUUGACAUGAAAGAUAAUCAAACCAUUUUGAAAGCACCUAAAAAUGAAAAGAGGCCACCCAAGUCAUUUACUUUUGAUCAUUGUUUUUGGUCUAUGGAUAAAGACGAUCCAAGAUUUUCAGGACAAGAAUAUGUUUUUGAAUGUCUCGGAACAGAUGUUCUAGAAAAUGCCUUCAAUGGGUAUAAUGCAUGUAUUUUUGCAUACGGACAAACAGGUUCUGGAAAGAGUUUUUCAAUGAUGGGUGCUCCUGGUCAAAAGGGACUUAUACCUAGAAUAUGUGACUCACUUUUUGAAAGAAUUAAUCGGAGUUCUGAUGAAAAUACAACAUUCAAAGUUGAAGUUUCUUACAUGGAAAUAUACAAUGAAAAAGUUCGAGAUUUGUUAUCUCCUUCAAGUGAAAAGCAUAUUUUGCGUGUGCGUGAACAUGCUCUACUUGGGCCAUAUGUUGAUGGCCUUUCAAAACUACUUGUUAAUGAUUUUGAGUCUAUAGAAAAUCUUAUGAUAGAGGGAAACAAAUCACGAACUGUUGCAGCAACAAGUAUGAAUGCUGAAAGUAGUCGAUCACAUGCAGUUUUUAAUGUCAUUAUGACAUAUGCACAGUAUGAUGAAAUUACAAAGACUACUGGGGAGAGAGUUAGCAAGAUCAGUUUGGUUGACCUAGCAGGGUCUGAAAGAGCAUCAAAAACAAAUGCAACUGGUGAUCGAUUAAAAGAAGGUGGCAAUAUAAACAAAUCUUUAAGUACUCUUGGUCUAGUUAUAUCUGCUCUAGCUGAUCAGGCUGCAGGAAAGAAUGUAAAAAAAGUUAACUUUGUCCCUUAUCGUGAUUCAGUGCUUACUUGGUUGUUGAAAGAUAAUCUAGGUGGUAAUUCUCGAACAGUUAUGAUUGCAACAUUAAGUCCGUCAGGUGAUAAUUAUGAUGAGACUAUGUCUACUUUACGAUAUGCGGAUAGGGCAAAGCGAAUCGAAAAUCAUGCUGUUGUAAAUGAAGAUCCAAAUGCAAUACUCAUUCGAGAAUUGCGUGAGGAAGUGGAACGGUUGAAAUUACAGCUAUUAUCUCGGGGUAUUCGUAGUGAAAAAGAAGUACUGCAAGAACAGCUUGAUGAAAGUAAGAAACUGAUGGAGCAGGCAUCGCUUACUUGGGAGCAAAAAGAAAAACAAACAGAAUAUAUUCAACAAGAGCGUCAUAAAAUCUUGGAAAAAAUGGGAAUUAGUAUACAGGACUCAGGCAUAGCUGUAGAGAAGGGUCGAUAUUAUCUUGUAAACUUGAAUGCUGAUCCAUCAUUAAAUGAAAUGCUUGUUUACUAUUUGCUGAGUCACACAAAAAUUGGCCGCUCUGAUGCUCCAGUAACACAGGACAUUGUUUUGAAUGGACUUGGCAUUGCUUCUGAGCAUUGCAUAAUUGAUAUUGAAGAUGAAAUAACCUACUUGCAGCCUCUUGAAGGAGCUCGUACGUGUGUUAAUGGUCAAGUUGUGAAAGAACGAACCCAAAUUCGACAUGGUGAUCGUAUUUUAUGGGGAAAUCAUCACUUUUUCAGGAUAAACUGUCCUCAUGCUCCUUCUCCUGCUGGGGAACCUGAAGUACAAAUGGAUUUCGAUUUUGCUCAAAAUGAACUUCUUUUAAAUGAAUUUGACUCUUUAGGAGAACCCAUUCAAGUAAUAAUACAGCAACUUGAACAUCAACAUGAAGUUGAGAAACAAGGAGCUCUUGAUCAGCAAAAAGAAAUGUAUGAACAAAAGUUAGAAGAAUUGAGACGAGAGAAAACGCCAGAAUCAUUAAUGACAGGCAGAGCAAGUUCUGGCUAUGUGUCUGAAGAUCGCUUUUUAAAUACUCCAACUAUUUAUGACAGCCAGUUGUUUUAUGAAGAAAGUGUUAGGAGGUUAAGAGAAGAAGUUAUAAGAGCCAAUGUGCUUGUCAGGGAAGCAAAUCAACUGAGUUUUGAGAUGAAAAAAGAUUCUGAAUUUGCUGUAACACUUCAAAUACCAACAGCGAGCCUCAGUCAAGGAGUUUCUCGUGGUCCACUUACCAGUGAAGUUGCAAUUGUGGUGAGGAGCAAAACAAGGGGUACACAAGUUUGGUCUGUUGACAAACUUAGCAACAAGAUUUUUGACAUGCGCGAUGCCUACGAAGCCGAGAUGGAAACACACCCUCUUCAAUCAAUCAGAAGUUCAAGUAUAGGUGAUGAUGAUGAUGGCUUAUUUUUUGAAGUGGAAUGUCACACAUUAAUUGGAGUUGCUACUGUUUGGCUAGAAUGCUUGUAUCAAAAUGUGCCACUAGAUUAUUCUGCUCCAAUAAUUAGUCAACAGGGGGAAGUAUGUGGUAGACUUGCAAUUGAAAUUAAAAGGAUACAAGAUGAUAUAGAUUCCACUUCAAUUGAUAGUGAUAGUUGUAGUGAUGAUGAAAAUGAAGGGCUUGCUCUCAAUAGCAGAAUUCAAGUACAGAUAACAAUUAAAGAGGCUCACGGUCUUCCAUUAACCUUGUGCAAUUAUGUAUUUUGUCAAUAUAGAUUUUUUGAUAAUCCAUUAACUGUAGUACCACCUUACAACACUGCAAGCGUUAUUACACCAACAAAAUGUAAUUCCAUGGCUUUUGAAAAUACAAAAAAAUUUUUGGUCAAUGUUGAUGAAGAAUUUUUAGACUAUGUCACUGAUGGCUCAUUAGCUGUUGAAGUAUAUGGAAAUCGCAGUAGAGGUUUUGAUCAGAAACCUGUAUCAUUAAAUUUAUCAACAGAUGAAAAUGGUAUGAAAACUCUUGUGGAAAGUAUUGAACAUUCGUCUUCAAUUGUUGUUGAAAAAAUUGAACGAACAAGGGAUUCUAUGUACAUAAAUCAAAUGUUAACUUCAAGCACUUAUGCCGCAACACUUAGGAGAUGGAGGGAGCUAACUCGUAGAAUUGAGCUUUGGUCUGAGAUACAUGAAUUAAAUGAACAAGGGUUUUACUCUCCUGUGGAGCUACUACAAAGAGAAGGACAGGAAGCUGGGGGAGUAUUCAUGUUAAGACAAGGUUAUUCAAGAAGAAUAGUUGUUCAGUGUGUUGUUCCAAAAAGUGGUGUAAGUGGUCAUCUACCUUUGGUUAUUGAGUCUAUAACACACAUAUCAGUAGGCAGUGUUGCUGUUCGUGCAAAGGAUCAAAGAGGAUUGGAUAGUUAUCAGGAGAGAGAUUUACAAACAAUUCGUGAUCGUUUUUCCAAUUCUGUGAUGAGAAGGAGAGAAUAUUUAGAUCAACAAAUCCAAGAAAUGCUAAACAUUCCUAAUAAAACAAAAGAAGAUAAAGAAAAAGAAGGUUUGUUAAUUGACCAAUGGGUAACAUUAACAGAAGAGAGAAAUGCAAUUCUUUGUCCAAGUCCUGGCAGUGGUGUUCCUGGUGCUACAAUAGAUUGGUCUCCACUACCUGGUAUGGAAACUCAUAUUCCAAUAAUAUUUUUGGAUUUAGAUGAUAAUGCUUUAAGUGGAUGUUCUGACAUUGAGUCUGAUCCUGCUGGUCAUCAGUCAUUUUUGUCAUUUGAACAAUCAGAUAGUAUUAUUGAGUUACCCAUAUUGAAGUAUGACCAAAAGAGAGUUACGGCUACUGCAUCCUGGGAUUCUUCUGUGCACGACUCAGUGUAUUUGAAUAGAGUAACUCAGAAUACGGAAAGGGUCUAUGUUAUCCUUAAAGUGACUUUGCGUCUUAGCAGCCCAGCAUUAGUAAAUGUUGUUUUAAGAAAAAGACUAUGUGUUCGCAUGUAUAAACGACCUAGUUUAAAAGAUAGUUUAAAAAAGAAAUUUUGGAAGCAAUCGAAUAUACCCAACAGAUGCGGUGUAACUUUUGAAUUAAUUUCUCACAUACCUCGACAAUCUGGAGAACAGACUGAGGAACGUGAAUGUUUAGCGCAAAAAGCAGCUGAGGCAAUUCACGCGGUAGGUAGUGAUGGAGAAGAAAUGAUUGAUGGAGAUGCCAUUCAAAAGUACAAUAAAGGUAUUUCUCAUGUUGAGAAUAUUCUUAAUAUACAUAAAUUACGACAGGAGGUUUUGGUUAAAGAAAAACUGGCUGCUGUUGGAAGGUCCAGUAAAUCACUGACGGCUAGAAACAACAUGAGAAAGUUUGCAAGCACUCCAAAUUUAUUUAAUUCGCCUAGUAUGUCUAACUUAUGGCGUUCUAAUCAGUUUGGUUCAAACAGUGACUUAAAUAGCAGUGACUUAGUCCCUCCACCUUCCAAUAUAGAAGUCAAUGUUUCUCAAUAUGAAAACACUCGGUCACCAUUACGUGCAAGCUAUGGUGGUGAAUUUAUGCGUCAAAAACGAAAUCCUCGGGCGCAUAAAAACAAUGAAUCGCGACAUAGCUUUCACAUGUUUGAUCCUACCCGAUCAGCAUCACCGCUAUCAAUUGAAAAAGAUAUUGAAAUUGAGAUCGGUAAAGAACCAGUCGAGUCAUCGCCUCUUUUAAGGCGUUUAGGGACCACACCUAGAGACAACCUGCACACAUUAAUUGAAGAUGAUGGUUCUGUUUCCCCUACCACACCUAAAGGUAGCUUUCUUAUUACAAAAAACUUUGAAAAUAGGCCUAUAACUGAAUACAGAGAUACAUCGGAAUCUUCUACGCGGUCUUCCUCUGAAUUUCAAAAUGUUAAUGAAGAACAGUUAAAUCUUGAGCAAGAACGUCUGAAAAGGAAUGAGAUGAUGCGAUUAAUGAAAGAUUUACCGUUACUUGAACAGGGGGUUGGUGAUGAGAAGCCAAAUAACAUUGAAGAAAAGUUUUCUCCUUACUUCGAAAACCCAUCUAAUGUAGUUUCUGGUACUCUCAAAGUCGGCGAUUUAGUUCGCAUUAGCGAUAAUUUAGAAGGUUUUGUUCGUUUUUACGGAAGAACGCAAUUUGCUGAUGGUGUCUGGGUUGGAUUAGCGCUUAGUGUUCCUGAUGGUAAAAACGAUGGUUCAGUUAAUGGUGUAAGUUACUUCAAAUGCGAACCUUUGCACGGAUUGUUUAUACGUGCUGAAAAGUUGACAAAGAGCAGCUAAAUAUAUAAUAUAGGCUACAUAUGACCUUUACUAUAAAGAUAAGUUGCUAUGAAUAAACCGUGUUUGAAAAGUUCAAAAUUUUAAAGAUGCAUUUGGGAAAAAUCAUCAAAAAAUUAUCAUGGUUUUCUAAUAAGAAUGAGAAAAUUUCCUGAAAUAGUUGCUAAAGUUUAAAUGCUAAAGGUUUUCUUCAUAGAGAAUUUUCCAAAAUAUUUGUAUGCAAUAGUUAUAUCUCGCUAGACAAUUAUUUUUUCAAAAAAUUUUACCUGAAAAUUAGAAUAAUUCUAAACAUUUAGAUUUUUUA